Molecule: messenger RNA, 306 nt
Organism: Plasmodium gonderi
Lineage: Eukaryota; Apicomplexa; Aconoidasida; Haemosporida; Plasmodiidae
Product: U6 snRNA-associated Sm-like protein LSm5
Exons: 3
Coding region: 1-306 (101 amino acids)
Biological process (GO): mRNA splicing, via spliceosome
Cellular component (GO): U6 snRNP; U4/U6 x U5 tri-snRNP complex; Lsm1-7-Pat1 complex
Molecular function (GO): RNA binding
Source: RefSeq, a predicted model, not a curated record
AUGGCUACAAUAAGUGGAUCAGAAACGUUUUUGCCUCUUGCCUUGAUGGAUAAGUGUAUAGGCAGUAAAAUAUGGGUUAUGAUGAAAGGUGACAAAGAAAUAGUGGGAAAGUUAGUUGGUUUUGAUGAAUAUGUCAAUAUGGUACUAGAAGAUGUUACUGAAUACACUUACGUGAACAACGUUAAAAAAGUAAAUAAAAUAAAAAAAUUACUGCUAAAUGGUUUAAAUAUAACAAUUAUGGUUCCAGGAGGUACCCCAGUUAAUUACUACGAUUAUGAAGAAAAACUCGAGGAAAAUAUAGCAUAA